CUCUUUAAAACUUUUUGAAAAGGACUAUGAAUGUGAGCUUGUAGUAAAUGAUGGAAUGUUUACACCAAACUACCCAUCGAGAAUCAUUAUUCCAGUAAAAGACAAAACCGCCAGUUCUGAAGAAUCUCGCAAGUCUUUUCAGGAAGAAAAUUUUGAAUACGAGAUGAAUAUUGACACUGCAGUUUUUAUAUUACUGUUCUUGAACAUAUAUUUUCUUUUCUCAAUGUUUAUGACAGACUUACAGCUAAUCUUGUUUGUAAACAAUGGCUUCACGUAACAAGUAGAAAACAUCAGCUUGAGGAUAUAUAUGUUGUAUUUGAAGAUGAUAGUAAAGAUAGAACGCAAAUUUUCAAUUCCACGACUCGUGAAUUUUCAUGCUUCAAAUUUGUCAAGCAAAACAUUGAUGCCCAUUAUAUAGAAUUUCUUAAGAAGUUUAUUACACGGAUUCAUUCUUUGUCAUUUGUUGAUUGUGUUUUGGAUAUUAAAGCAUUACAAUCUUCUGGUAAGUUAGGCAGCUGUACAAAUUUAAAAUGUCUCAUAAUUAUAGGAAGUAAAAUAUUUGACCUCUAUUCUUUUUCAUUUCCAAACCUUAGAAAACUAUAUGUUGACUCGGGUGCUUAUCUUACAGAUCAAAUUAUGCAGCAUUUGGAUAAUGCUAUGCCAAAGCUGAAAGUUUUAUCAUUGGCUAGCCAAAAAAUAAAUCCUAUUUUACCCACAGUGUUUUAUCAUGGUGGAAGCAAGUUUAAAAAAAAAAUCUUUCAAAACAUUUCUUUCUUAUCCAAUACUUAAGUUAUUUAUAUCAAAACGAGCUGAAACAAUUACAGUUUUAGAUAUGGAAGAACUUAAUCAGUUGUCUGCAUCAAAAUUUGUACACUUCUCCAAAAUAGAAAAUUUAAAGCUUCAGUUUAUGACAUUUGAAUGUGCAUUGAAUUGCAUAGACUAUUUACCAAAAUUUUGUAAAGAACUGCCUUACUUAACAUCUAUUAAUUUAGAUUUUAUAAAUACAUUAAAGGCUGAGCAUUUAAAAUUAGUUUGCUUAACGCUUUCAGAUCUUGAGGAAAUUAGUAUAAAAUGUUAUUCGCAUCUUAACACUUCUGCAAAGUAUAUCUUUCAAUUAAUAAAGCUCCAGUAUUUGGAUAUUUCAGGUUGUCAGUUUAAACCUAGAAUCCCUAUACAUUCGUACCACAUGUCUCCUUUUUAUAAAGCUAUUCAGAAAUCUAAAUUAGAUAAAUUAAAAGUUCUCCGAGGAUCUGGCAACAUAUUAGAAGAUAUCGUAAUGGAAUUUCUGCAAAAAGCUCCGUAUCUUGUCGAUCUUGAUUUAAGUAGCUGUUGUAUAGGAGAUCCAACUCUGAAAAUAAUAUCUAAACUUUUAAUCCAUCUUAAGUACUUAAACCUAGAAGACUGUUGUUUUAUAAGUCAUGGCGGAUUAAUAGGAAAAAUUCAGCUAAUCUGUACAACUUACGAAGAUAAAUAUACGAGUAAACCACUGUCAAAUACCAAAGGCCUUGAAAAGCUGAAUUUGAGUGGAUGUUUUCGAAUAACUGAUGCAAGUAUUAUUCAAGCAAUACAGUUUCAGUAUUUACAAGAAUUAUAUUUAGAAGGAUGUAAAAUAUCCGAUAGAGCAAUGCUUCGUAUGUAUCUAAACAAUCCAUGCUUACGAAAAGUGAUUCAUCCUAAUUACAGUUUGGUAAGUAUGUUAUAUAAAACUAAAUAAAAUAUAUAACUGUAUAAAAUUUUGUGCUAAAUAAAAAGUAUGAAUAAACUUCAAUAGAAAUAAAGAUUAACAUUAAGAGUGCCGUGCUGAUAAGUUAGCGAUGCUAAAUGCCAUAUAAUUUUAUCUCGAUGUGAGUUCUGAAGAGCACACGGAUGUUUGUAAAUGCAGUGCUUUUGCAGUGUGGGGACAUGUUAAAUAAUAUUGAGCCAAAAAAACCCUUGAUAGGUUGGCUAUAGAAUACCCAGAGGUUCACGCCUCUGGUGUUUUCUAUCAAAAUUUGAAGGAAGCUGUCAUUAGUCAUUUAAAAGUUAUCCAAAAGCCUGGAUUAAUGACAGCCACAACCCUCUGCCCUUUUUGUCAUGAAUCUGAUUUGGAUUAUACAUAGAUCAGAAUGAUUAUUCACUACUCAUUAAAAAUACAAGGAGAAAUCUUUUGUUUUCCCAAAUUUGAAUCUUGAAGGGUUUUAAAUCCUUUAUAUGAGAAUAAGAAGAAUUAAAAGAAAAAGGCGAAAACUUAUCCUUAAUACAAUAUUAAAAGCUUUGAUACUUAAAACAACCAUCUCGGUCAUUUGCUGAAAUCAGAAGAUUAAUUUCCAGAAUUGGCAAAUUUCUUAUUACAGUAUUGUAUCAUAUAAUAUGUAAUAUUUAAUGUGUCCAAUGCCAAAUUUUUGCAAUUAUAGUGUUGAUAUUGCACACAUUAAAUAUUGUAUGUAUUAAAGAUACUUUUCAAUUAUAUGGAGAAGUAUUUAUAAGUUAAAGCACUAUGUCCUCAAAAUUAGUUAUCUGACAACCCUCAUUGCUGCCAAAAUGUAUUUAUGAAGCAACUUGUUUUGAUUGUUGCACAAUGCAGAAGUUGUAUAGGUUGAGUUUGUGCAAUUCUCAGAUAUUAUUUUAAGUGAAAACGCAUUGGUAUGUGUUGAGAACAACAAUGGAAAACGGAUUUCUUGGAAAAUAUAAUUUUUUUUAUUAAUGAUGUUUCUUGCCUUUAAAAUUUUAUCGUGUGAUUGCUCUUGUGAGGAAUUCGUAGUGUGCUGCCAUUUUGAAAAUAGUUUGUGUGUGGGUGUGUGUGUGUGUGUGCGUGCGUGCAUUAGUUUGCCGAAAAGUUAAUCACUAGCAUAUUAACAAAUGUUCUCCAAAGUGAGCAGUGAGUUUGCAUCUUUUGAGUGAGUAUAUAAUUAAACUGAAUUAUAUAAUUAAAACUUGAAUCUAGAGGCUUAUUUCCACAACAGAAUUAUUACAUUAAUUUUUUCAAAUUUAUUUUCCAACAGCCUUUUAAAAAACAAAGCAAUUUUUUCAAGAGUUAACAUAAACUUUAAACAUUGGAUACUAAUAUUUCUUGACAAAAUUGAAAAAAUAAUAAUAAAAUAAAAAAAAGAUUAAUUUUAAGGACUUGUAAAAUUAAUAAGCACUGAACACUUUUAAGAUGUGAGGUAAUAUAUGGAAUGCAGAUAUACCGCUUGAAUAUCGAUAUGUUCCAGCAAUAUAUCAAUAUAUUUCAUUUUUUUUAAAGAAAAUGCUACUACUGUGAAUAGAUGAAACUAAUCUUCCAAAGUUUUAAGUUAAAAUAUUUUGAUGAUUUUGGGGGUUAAGAUUCAAGAUUUGACUGAAGAAAAAGUAUGAAGCUUUAUAAUUUUGCAAAUCUCAAAGUUUUUCGUGAUUCAUGAACUCAAAUGUCCCAUUCCCGAUUAAUAGCAACAAAUAUUUAAGAUCACGUAAAUUAAGGAACAUUCAUUAAGUGAUAUAUGUUGGUAAACAAAAAAUUGAUUUUGAGUAGCUAAUAUUGCUUGUAGUUUAUUCUAUUUAUGAUAAUAAAUAUAAAAUCAUUUCUUCACUUUUGAUUCACCAUAAUAAGUCAACAAAUAAAUAGUAAUUGUGUUAUUUGUAGAAUGUGUUGCUGGAAUCCAUGAGGUAAAAUUUUACAUUUAUAGUACGAAAUUCUGUUCUUGAUAGAACUAAGUUGAAAGAAUAGAGUAGAUUGAAACUUCAUUAAUUCUGGAUUUCAGAAAUUUCCAGAGGUACUACUGCAUUAUGCAUUCAACUGUGAGAAGAAUUACCAUGCAAAGUGCUUUGUUGCCAAAGUUGGUAACCCAGAAUUUUAUGAAAAUGUAUUUAUCCGUCAACCCACUAAUGGUUUAAGGCACAGGA
Messenger RNA from Stegodyphus dumicola, 3858 nucleotides. RefSeq names its product phosphatidylinositol-3,5-bisphosphate 3-phosphatase MTMR14-like. Gene Ontology annotation, biological process: dephosphorylation. Gene Ontology annotation, molecular function: phosphatidylinositol-3-phosphate phosphatase activity. Lineage: Eukaryota; Metazoa; Arthropoda; Arachnida; Araneae; Eresidae. The record is from RefSeq and is a predicted model, not a curated record.